This is a messenger RNA of Alternaria rosae, 2307 nucleotides long. RefSeq lists its product as uncharacterized. NCBI's taxonomy places the organism in Eukaryota, Fungi, Ascomycota, Dothideomycetes, Pleosporales, Pleosporaceae. The record is from RefSeq and is a predicted model, not a curated record. Bases 136 to 2109 code for a protein of 657 amino acids. The transcript has 2 exons.
AGCGAACCCGAUUCUAUGGAACUACGGUAAUGUGCAUAGACCAAUUCGAUCUGCAUCGCAAGCGAUGGCGAACAUGGCGCAUGUCCAUGCUACCAUCCACACCCAAACGCAUUCCGACAAUGCACAACACGCAAAAUGGUCCUUUCAAUCCUCAUCGCCACAAUCGUAGCCCCGGGCCUCCUCGGCUCCCAAGAAGCAAUCCGGCAAUCGCAAUCCAAAGAGAAGCGCGAAGAACACCGCGCCCGCCGCUGCAACCUCAUCGCCACAUGCGUCAAAUCUUCUCCUCGCAGCCGCGAGAUAAACGGCCGGCAAGUCGUGCUGAGGAAUGGGAAGCUCUGGAUCGAUACUGGGACGGAAGAUGGAAGCCCGCUGGGUCAUCCUUAUGCCGGAUAUUACCUUCCUUACCCGGAUACGAAUUAUGAGGGACUUGUCACGACGAUUACGGAUGUAGCGCCGAUUAUGAAUUGGGUUUAUGUUGAUAGAGACACGGGAGAAGCGAAAUACGGAGUGAGAGCUGAUGCACAACCGCAUCUCACCGGCCCAUUCGACUGCACGCGUCAAGAUCGGCGGCUCACAUUCGAUGGAUGGGAGGGGUGGUGUGCAGUUGAACAAGCGCCCGGCCUAUGGGGUCUGUACUUUGAUAUCAGCGAUGACGGCCUCAAAUCUAGAGUUGCACCUGGUACGCGUGUUCUGGAAAUCGAACUUAGUCGCAAGGAAAGGAGGUGGAAGAAAGAGGCGGACGAGAGGAUGGCGGAUCAGACUACUAAGAGGGAGGUUGAGAGGGAGGAGGAUGCGCCGGUUGAGAAGCCGUUGGGUGGGGAGGCUGUGGAGGUGAGGCCGGGGGUUGGGGCUGGUGUGGGAGAUGGGAAGGAAGAGGGUUGGAGGCCGAUGAAGAUACCGAAGUCGAUCUUUGAGGAUCCGCCGCCCGUGGUGGAGAGUUUGGUUUUUAGGUCAAGGACACCGCCGCCGGCGUAUGAGGCUGUUGGAGGGGGUGAAGAGGAGAUUUCGGGUCCAGGGAGGGGACGGGACAGAGCAUCUGCUGAGGUGUCUGGUAUGGGUCAAAGUAUUAACCCAACGCCUCCUGUCGUAACGGAACCUGUGCAAGCCGAAGCUCAGUCAUCGCUCGCUGAAAAGACAGAAAUUUCAUCGAACGAGCCAAACGUCGCGCAAGCUCAAUCACCACCGAUACGUAUCGAUGAGGUCAGAGGCAAUCCAGAAAAGGUGGACUCCCCGUCGUCACCUGAAGAGCAACCCACAUCUUCCAGCGAGAAGCGAACGACACCCAAGUUGAACAGAAGCAGCGGCUCUCGAGCUCUAGCUCAAGCGCAGAAGUUCGAAGCCAUGGCAGCAGCGCAAAAGACUAGUCCUGAGGCCGGAAAGCGAUCGAGUAAACGUGGAUCUCGUGCCAACAGUAACACUUCCUCUGUAUACUCCAAUGAGGAUGCCUCACUGAGCGUGCCGAGUGUCAGUACACAGCCCCAAGCUUCACCAACACCGGCCCCUCUAGCACUCGCCGUCUCAAAGGCGAAACAAGCAAAAGCACUGGCGACACGAUCGCAACCAUCAAUGACAACCGAAUUUUACCCAGCCAUAUCCCAAGCUCGAUCUACGUCAAGCGCCAAACCCGUUAUAUCUCUACCCCGUCGACCAAAUCCGAAUAGAUCUACUCCCAGCCCAAGCCUAAGUCCCUCAUCACGACGAUCAACCUCACAGCAGUCGACACAAAGACACACUCCCGAUCGCCGACAAAGAGAUCGUUCCAUCUCUGAAGUCUCAUCGCCAUCCUCCUCUAGAGCCGCUACGUCUCGUUCGUCACCUAGAUCCUCCACAAUGACAUCGGGGAGGCAGUCGCUUGCGAGGACUAUGACGAGUGGCAAGGGGAAUCAGGGGAUGAGUAAUAGGAUUGGAGGGGGUCAGGGGAGGGGAAGUGCGAGUGGGGUGGGUAGGGGAGUUAGUACUACUUCUACUGGGAAGGGUGGGGGAACCGUGAGUACCACUAGUGGUAGGGAGAGAGCGGUGAAAACGGGUGGAAGGAAGACCACUUCGGCGUUGUUCAGGGAGAUUGAUGAUUUGGUUGGUUUGGAGGACGAAGGUGGGAAGACGAAGUGAUCUAGCGUUGCAACACCAUCACACAGAUGAAAGAUAGACAUCAAUGAAAAAAUCCCAUCAAACAUCAUCAUAUCUACUUCACAGGUAGGUAGUGCUUGGUUGAGUAAUCACGUUCUGUGUUGAUGCCCGAAAUCGAUUAGGCGUCAAUGCCACAUUCCAUAAUUCGCUCAGUACCACCAUCUUUCCUCAUUUCUUCUA